AUGAAUGGUCUCAACCGUUUGGUCGGCCUCGUUCGCCCAAGCAAGAAGACUGCCUAUGCUCAUCUUCAAGAUUCUGAGCGCUUGUCUGACACGCUGGAGCAGGCUCGAGAGCCAAGUCCACGUCGUUGGUUGCCAAGCGCUUCUCAACUCCUUCUUUUGCUUGUAUCUGUUGCUCUCCUUCUCGCUACUGGUGUCCACCAUUCGUUCGGAAGAGAACACUCCCACAAAGACCGAACGAAUGUAGGAAAUCUCGAAGAGAUUCGGGGCCCGAGGAUGUUCAAGGAGCCCGAGACUGCAGGCCCAUCUCCGGAGCUUGACGCUGCCUGGGAGAAGCUCAUCGACGACCGCCAUUUCAUGCUCGUCCCCGACGCAGACUUUCCCAAGUCCGAGUUUAGAACCCGAGAGCCCCUGAGAGCUUCGUCUUCUACUCAGAACGGCACCCUCGCCGUGUUCGAGUAUGUCCACGCAUUGCACUGUGUGCACUUGAUGUGGAAGCAAACCUACCCCGACUACUACAAGGAAGAUCAUUUGAAGAUGAAGAACGAUCCAAAGUGGCAACACGCCCAUAUUGACCAUUGCGCGAACUUCCUGAAGCAGGUCAUCCUCUGCAACGCCAACCUCGCCUUCAACACGUACUCCUACAACGAGACGCGUGGCGGCGCUGACGUAGACAUCGUGUCGUCUCACACUUGCAUCAACUUGGAUGCCGCGGACGACUACGCGAACCGACACUACGUCAACCGGUCGGAGCUGUCCAUCACCACCGGCAAAGAGAUCUUCCCUGAUGUCUUUUAA
Molecule: messenger RNA, 795 nt
Organism: Colletotrichum orchidophilum
Lineage: Eukaryota; Fungi; Ascomycota; Sordariomycetes; Glomerellales; Glomerellaceae
Exons: 5
Coding region: 1-795 (264 amino acids)
Biological process (GO): mycotoxin biosynthetic process
Source: RefSeq, a predicted model, not a curated record